UCUGCAUAGAACAAGGGAUGACUGCUGAAAACGAAAGUAAAUUCAGAAUCUGUAAAACUCUUCUUUCAUAUUUUCCUGUGCUGCUGGCACUUUUUGUGUUUAAAAUGGAUCCAUCCAUGCAGUUACCGGGCUGCUGCUUCUGGGAGCCAGGCAAAGGCAGAGAUUGAAGAGCCACCCGAUAAACUCCCCCGUGACUCCGCUAGAAUGUUGACAAUACUUUAUGAGCAGUCUGUGUUGAGGGCUGAGGAGCUGAAAGAGAGAAGCUAUUUGGGUCUUCCAAAUCAGCUGCUGCCCACUCUGGAGGAGCUAAGCACAGAGGAGUUGAGGAGAUUUCAGUUGUACCUGACUGGUGACCAGCUGCCUGGCUUGCCUCCUGUCCCAGAGAGCCAACUGGAGAGGGCUGGCUGGCGGAAGACAGUGGUAACCCCCCAGAAAUACAGCCCUGAGAAUGCUGUGAAGAUCACAGUGGGCAUCCUGAGAAGGAUGAACCGGAAAGAUCUCAUUGAAAAGUUAGAGAGAGAUCACAGAGGGAGCACCCAUGCUUCUGCCUCUACACGGCCUCACUCUGCUUCCUCUGUUGGGCAGUCCAGCAUCUUGAGAAGUCCCAGUAAGAGAGCAGAAGGGACUUUGGAGCGUGGAACCUAUCUGGUGAGAGGCUUGGAUCUCUUAGAGGUGGGGUCAGCGAGGAAGAGGAGGAGAAGGUACAGACCGAAGAUUCUGACUGGCAGUCUGAAGAAGAGAAAGCAAGAGGGACCCACAAUGUUGCCUGUCCCAAAUCUUCUACUGGAAACUCUAGAGAAGCUGAGCAGAGUCAAGCUGAAAAGGUUUCAGUGGCAUCUGACUGAGGAUGUUUUGGACAAACUUCCUCCCAUUCCAGAGAGCCAGCUGAAGAACUCUGACUGGCAGGACACAGUGGAUCAGAUCAUGCAGACCUAUGGCCCUGAGAAAGCUGUGGAGAUCACAGUGGUGGUCCUGAGGUUGCUGUACCGGAAUGAUCUUGCUGAAGUCUUAGAGAGAUCUCAUAGAGGAGCCCAGGGUGCAUUGCAUGGUAAAGUUGCGAAUGACAGACUCAACUCUUUGAGGCACACCGAUCUGCAGGAUGAACAUGUGCCUGUCUGCUCAUACCGGGGCUCCAGAGAAAAAUCCCCAUCUUUAAAAAAAAGUGAGACGACAUGGUAUGUCUCACCGGGCAUUCUUACACCUGCCAGUUCUACCAUAUCUUGCUCUUGCUCUGAGAGUGACCUUGAGGAGGAACACGUCCAACUUGUUGGCAGUCCUUCUAGUGCCUCGGAUAGAGAAGCAUCGGAUACCAAAGCUGUUGACGCUCUCUCUAAGCCUGCGACCCCUUAUCAAUUUGAACCUAAAACAUGUGAGCACAAGGGAACAUACUGGUUCCAGUGCCCCCAUGCAGGUCUGUUCCAGUGCAGUAUAACAGGACUAGUAUUUGAGAUGGAGGGGGAGGGAGAGGUGCUCUAUUGGACAGUCCCUUGGAACAGGAGGCUUCUAGCCCAGAGAGGCAAGAGGCCUGCAGGGCCCCUGUUUAAGUUUACAUGUCCCCAAGGUUCUGUCGGUCAACUACACCUCCCACACUGUGAGCUCUAUGAUCAGGGUGGAUGUGAGUUCCUGUCUGUAGCCCAUGUGACUGAUGACAAAAAAGUGGAAUUUAUCGAUGACCUUGAGCUAACAAACACACAUGUCAUAAUAAAUGUCACUGGAUUCUCUAAGUAUGGCAUCGUCAGUGAAGAAGGCAGGCCCAUCUCCCCUAUCGAUACCCUUGUCUUGUUAUUCUACCAACUCCCAGAUGUUGACAAGAGGUCCAUCCUGAAGGUUUUGUUGCUUCCCAGUAAUGUUGUACUCAAGGAGGUACUGGAGGAAAGGAGAAGCAGCAAUGGGGAUAGAGAAAUCUACCUUGAAACAACUUCUCACUGCCAACUCACCCCGAAGCAAGAAUACACCCUCUCCACCGAUCUUACAGAUAACCAUCGAAUAAAACCAACGAAAGCAUCAUUUGUUGAUUUCCAGUCCUAUGAAAACUACAUUCCAACAUUUCAGCUGUUCAUGCAAUCGAUUGUUAAGGAAGCAAAUAUUUUUCUGAACGAAAAUGGCAGUGAUGAAUUUGUAUGGGAUGGACUUGUCUGGCUUCCAGCCUCACCAACAGAAUUCACUUCUACAGUUUUGGGCCCUCCACCUGCAACUCCUUUUAUCCCCCCUGGUCGAGCCUUCAUUACAAAACACAGAAUGGCGCUAGAGAUUCGUCUGGGAGUCUUGCGACCCAUACUCCUGCGUCUCCAGCAACCGGACCAGGGGGUUCUGAUUGACGAGGAGAGGCAGGAGGUGCUCAGCUUAACCACCAAGACCCUGCAGAACCAAGCUCUGCUGGACAUGGUGAUCAGAAAGGGGGCCCGCGCCCAGGAACACUUCUACCAAGCCCUGAGAGAAGCAGACCACUGCCUGGUUGAAGACCUGGAAGAGCCGACAGCAUGAGAGGUGGUGAUAGACACAAGAAGAUCAGAGUGUAUUUAAUGAGGAGCCAUCCUGAUCAGAGGUGGUUGGUGUGUAAAGUGUUAACCCCACCCAGGAUAUGACAGCACUUUCAUCAGGUUGAAUUCACUAGACACCAAGUGGACUGAAAUAUGGAGGUGAUAUAGAAUUUUGUUAUGAAUUUACAUAAAUGUCAAUUAUCCUACUCGGUCUGCAACCCAGAGUGUGUAAAGUUCUGGUUUAAACGAAACAGACAGAAUUCCCAGCUCACAAUUAGUCAAAUCCAAGUUUAUUCACGAGACCUCUACUGUGCAUAUACAAAGAUGUUCCUUUUAUAACAUUCUUCUUUAGCUACGCACACACAUGCACACUAACAUUAGGAUACUAUCUUCUUCUCCUGAAUUCUCACCAGUUUAUCACUACCCAGCUGACAGUUCCAGUCCCCCCCAGAUAAGAGAAACCUGGAGUGGUACUCCCUGUCCUAUCUUAUCUCCCCAGAGUUCUAGCCGGGUCGGUUCAAACAUAGGUUAAGGAAUCCCUUUGUUUUCUUUCGGCACACACAUACAUUCUUCUAUUCCCCAGUCCAACCUAGUUGGACAUAGGUUUAUUAUUUUUAAUUACUCCUUGUCCCUGCAACAUAACCUCUAAACCCUAAUGGUUAAGUUUCUGGGUAGAAUUAUUUAAUAAUUUAUCUUAAACCUUAUAAAUUAUUUUAUCAGUCCACCUUUUAAUGACUAAAUAAUUCACAAAAAUAUAUCAAACACUAUAUGGAAACAAAUGUUAUACAAGAAUAAACCAAACCAAUACAUGUAUUUACAUUCGAUUCCUCAUCAGUGACUGUUCUACGCCUAUAUCCAAUUAUAACUCUUCCGGUUUAGGAUUUUCAUCAACAUUUUCAUGAAAGGAACAGCCUCCAACUAAACAUUGAAAACAGUCUCAUCUAACAUUGGCUCCUCGUAAUUAAAAGAAACAGAGCAAUCUCCUAGGCCUGGAAGUCUGUAUUCGUCAUCCCACUGGUCGGAGCUUGGAAUCGUUCCGUAUCUUACCAUCUGUUGCAUCAUUGACCUCUCCAGAGACCUAGUGAUCAAACCUCUCAUACACAGAAUCAAACAACACCCACACAGAACCAAAACACUCAUACAGGUGAAAGUUGCCCACAGCACAGUGAUUAUAACAUUUUUCCAUUUUCCAAACAUACUGAGUUUGGAAACUGAGUUCUCUGCUAAUUCCCUGAGUUCUCUGCUAAUUCGUGAGCUAAUGUGGUUAAACCAGCCAGGGCCUUGGUCACUGAUCCGUCUAGAGCUGUGUUAUUUAAAAAUAAACGUACAGCAAUGAACCCCUAUCAUUCUACAUACCCUGCCCUUUUCUACCAAUUAACAUAUUGAAAGUCAGUCUAUUUUACCAGGUCAUGAGGGAGGUGACAGAUAAUUGGUCAGAGAACCCCUUUACUGCAUCCCCAGUAUCAUUCACGUAUCUCUGUUGAAUAUAAUAGAUGUCAUUCAUCCAAUCCACAUUUUGAUUUAUUGUCAACCACCAAAAUAAUGUAGUUGUUAAGCCUUCACCUAUUUGCUUCAUCUGGAACUUCCCUGAGGAUGCCAGUAGCAUCCAUCUAGACUCCCAUCCUGGUCAAAACUCUUCUUGUGCCUAAUUGUGCCUGAAUUGUUUAAUGUUUACCUUAAAUCCUGCAUUGUGAUCUUCUUUGACUCCUUAUUCUGUAAGGCACUCAUCAGUGUAUUAUAUAGUUUAUAUUUUACUUCUUAUCAAUGACAAUGGCGUCCUAUAAUUAGGAUUUGGAUGUAUCAGAAAGGUUACCGAGACUAUGAUGCAUCUCAGAGCCCCUACUCUUCCCAAUAAACGGCAACCCUCUCCUGCCCUUAGUCGGUCUGCUAGGUACCCCCCCAUACUCACACUUCUAGGAUCACCCACAGUGAUGAACGGUCGGGAUAGGAAAUCGUUAAAACCUCUAGUGACUCCCCAUCCCGCAUGCAGGAGCGUAUGACAAUUAUCCCGCUUAAGGGAUGGGUAGCGUCAAGAAGUUCAGAACCUGGUAUGGGCCUUCCCAAUGGGGCUGCUUCCAGUCUAUUCUCCUCAGGGACUGGAUCCACAACCCAGUCUCCUUGUUGGAUUGAGUGAAUCCCCUUCUCCUGUAAUUCACCUGUUGGGCACAAAAUCUUGGACAUACGGGUUUGGUUACCAAACAGUCUUCUCAUGUGUUCUGCUAGUAUAUCUUCAACUUCUAUGUCUACCUGUUCUGGUCCCUAACUCUGGCAUUAUAUUUGUUCUACCUUACUAGCUAAAAUGUCAUCCAUUAUUUAAAGACCGAGAUCCUAGUAAACCAACUCUAGGGAUAAUAUCUCUACCUAAUAUUUGUACUACCAUAAUCGUGUCCGCCAAGUAAGUUGGGAACGCUUCUACCCAUCUGCUAUAUUUAUCUAUUAUAAUAAAAAUGUAAGUAGGUCGUUAUCACCUAGGACACAACGUCUUUCCUAACCUGCAGUGUUUCCUAACCUGCUCUACCAUCCUUCCUCUAACCUGCUUUCUGUCUAACCUGGUGAUUGUUCUGUGCACAUAUAACACAACAUGAACAUUUUUUUUUAAAAGAGUUAGUUAUUCCGUAUGCUACAAAGUGUUGUCUAAUUAUCCCUACCAUCCCUCCGGUUGAUACGUGGCUCUGCCCAUGUAUCAAUAUUGCUACAUAUCCAAACAAUGACUUAAGUAGUUCUGUUACUAUCCAUUCCUUUAUUAUGAGCCUCACACUUACAAAUGGCUAACUUUUCUGGCAAAAGUACAGCCUCUCAUAGAUUCAAAAUCAACUGACCGAAAUCUCUACUGGGGCUGCUUUCUUUGUCAAAACCUUGGAGAAUUGCACUGUGCAUCUCUUUCUCUAAUUACACUCCCCCUCUACCAAGUCCUCAAAGAUGGGGGGUAAUCUUUUUUAUGGCCUCUGGCUUUCUGUGGGAGUGACAGCCACAUUCAACAGAUUUAUGUAGACGUAACCUGGAGUUCCGGACUGGAGUGCAUGCCUGCCCUCCCAACGUCUCAUGUUUCAUAACCAAUGGAGCAUACAGUCUCUCUGCUGAUGUCCGAAAUCUGAACAAUCAAAAUCUUUUCCCCAUUUCUUGUCGAUGUCAAAUAGGACUUCUGUUCCUUUUGUAAUGCCAGAUCAAUAGUAACCAAUUCGAAAACUUCACAAUCAGUGUUUACAACAGAAUCCUGAACCUCCUCCUCACUAGAGUCUAUUCCCCCGCUCCCCAUAAUUAGUCCUGCCUCAAUUCCCCUUCCUCUUCUGAGUCUUGGUGCUCAUAGUGAACUGCAUAUCUCUUCACCUCACCUAGCUCGGCUCGCCCUCACCCUACUAAGUUCUGUUUAAUGAUACGGCUUAUCUCGGGACGCAUUCCACUAAGGAAAGCAAUUAUUUAUUGUUGACUAUAAGGGACAUUGGGUCCCUCCACUGCAGGGGAUUCUUUUAACCCACUAUUUAGAGUUAAACACAGCCUUUAAUCUUUCUAGGUAUUGACUUAGUCUCUCUGUCGCCCUGUUUGUCCUCAGACUUUAGAAAAAUCAACAUGUCUAUAGUAUUGAUCUCAAAGAUUAUUACAUAGUUCAUUCAGUUUAUCUUGUCCUCUCAAUGAUCCUGGAUCACCACAGAUGUCAUACAUUCCUGUCCUGUUGGCUUAGAAUAUGUCCUGAAUACUUAACAUAAGUCUACCAUUAGUCCAAGGCUAUACCAUUUCUUUCUUCUCUUUGGUUCAAACUACAAAUAUGUCAAACAACUAUAAACUCCAUCAUAAUGAACAAUUACACAAAAUGACCUUAAAAUCAGUAUUACAAAUGACCUUAAAUUCAUUAUUCAUUAAAUUCAUUAUCCAAAUGGCCCUCCCAUGAGGCCAUACUUAUUUCAAUGGGUGGUUUGACUUUUGACCUCUAUCAUGGCUUUCCUUUGUGGUCUGCCACAAAUUAUUGUUUUUGCGACUCUCGACUGAUUAAUAUAUCUAUCGCUACUUGUCAUAGUCUCAGACUACUUCCCAUAUACAAUAGACUAUUUAGGUCCCACACGUAAACGAGUUACCGCUUCUUAUGACUCUUGACUUGUUAAUAAACCUGUCCCUUGCUGAUAUCCUUCUUUAAACUUUCUCUCACCCUUUCUCUACUCAGUAAUUUCGGUAGUUGUCUCCUACUCGGUCACAAUGUUUACAGGGAGCCUUACAUUCCCGGUCGACAUGUCCUGUCAUUAAAAAUGUCUGUAAAUAUCUGUAAUUACUGUAGUGUAUGCUGUAGUGUAUACAUACAAAGGUGUUUGUAUUGCAUUUGAUACAUUUUCAUGUAAGUUUGUAGUCUGAUUCCUCUCAAGCUUUUGUGGGGUACCCCAGGUUAGCCACCAGGGAGAGACGCAUUGAGGCCUGGUAACAGAUGGGAGUCUACAUCACACAGCGAUGGCUCCCUCUGCUGGAAUUGCCAGGUCUCGAAUGGGUCUCCGGCCAGGACUAACUGAGGCUGAUUAUGCUUGGUAAGUAAUCAUGGGGUGUCAGUAAACAUCGGUCAUAUUUGCAAAUAAAUUCAUUAAA
Oncorhynchus mykiss (rainbow trout) is the source of this 7046-nucleotide messenger RNA. RefSeq lists its product as uncharacterized. Lineage: Eukaryota; Metazoa; Chordata; Actinopteri; Salmoniformes; Salmonidae. Gene Ontology annotation, biological process: regulation of apoptotic process. The record is from RefSeq and is a predicted model, not a curated record.